Molecule: messenger RNA, 485 nt
Organism: Aspergillus aculeatinus CBS 121060
Lineage: Eukaryota; Fungi; Ascomycota; Eurotiomycetes; Eurotiales; Aspergillaceae
Exons: 1
Coding region: 15-233 (72 amino acids)
Source: RefSeq, a predicted model, not a curated record
GCAAUACCGCCACCAUGUCCAAAGUCGUGCGCAGUGUGAAAAACGUCACCAAGGGUUAUUCCUCCGUGCAGGUCAAGGUUCGAAAUGGUACGUUGGACUGUUGCUGCCCGCUUAUCUUGCCUCCGAUCGGCUGUAACCUACGAUACACCCUCCUUAUCGUCAUAACUUCCACUCAAUUAAGGAUCACCUCCAUUCCGGCAUUUUCUCCAUUGGAUGAGUUCAUAGUCGAUUGACGCUAAUGUCUCAUUUCUUCUUCCCUGUACAGCUACGAGUAAUGAUCCGUGGGGGCCUACUGGCACCGAGAUGGCCGAAAUCGCCGCCUUGACCUUCAGCAGGUAGGCUACCCCGCGUCCUCCGUGGCCUGCAUGGUCCCGCGACUCACACUGACCCCCUCGUGCAACCAUCUAGCCCCACCGAUUUCUACGAGAUCAUGGACAUGUUGGAUAAGCGCUUAAACGACAAGGGCAAAAAUUGGCGCCACGUUC